CCACAAUUCAUAGCGAAAGCGCUUCCUCCUUCACUCGGCUCCCUAUGACAGAUUUCCACGCAAUGCUAACGUCGCUCAGCAGGGGUUCAGUGAGAUUGAUAGAGCUGUAAGAUGUCGAUGGUGGUCUUUGCCUCUGUGGUUCGGGUUGGGGAUGGACUGCCUCUGUCUGCAUCCACUGACUAUGAGCAGGACAGAGAGCUUCAGGACACCAAAAGGCACCUCAAAGCUCUGUCCAAGAAACUCAGUCACUUCCCUGAUCGCUGCAUGCUGAAGACUGGGCAAUACAAUAUCAAUUUUACAAGCUCACUGGGUGUAGGAUAUUUGAUGGUGUGCACUGCAAAUUACCCCAGCGUGCUGGCGUUCUGCUUCCUGGACGAGCUGCAGAAGGAAUUCAUUGUCACUUACGACACCAAGAGGAUCAGCAGCGCUGUGCGGCCGUACUCUUUCAUUGAAUUUGACAUCUUCAUCCAGAAGACAAAGCAGCGCUACAACAGCCCACGCUCUCUGACCACCAGGAUCAACCUGUCUGAUAUGCAGACUGAAAUUAAGCUGCGGCCACCCUACCAGCUCUCCUCUGACGACCUGCGAGCCAUCAAUGGCUUCUCGCUGCACUCAUCCUCUAAGUACAAGGGCAUAGCCCCCACUCAGAUGCUGCAGCCCAUGAGUCUGCCUGGUUUUGUGUCCUGUGUGCUCAGUGUCCUCUGUGGAGGCCUGAACCUGCUGCGAGGAGUUCAUGCUAUUGAGAGCAUCCUUCAGAACACAGAUGAAGACUUCAGUUAUGUGAUUGCCUUCUUCCUCGGCACUGCUGCCUGUCUGUAUCAGUGCUACCUGUUUGCCUAUUUCUCUGUGUGGAGGAACAGUAAGUCCUUUCUGGCAUUUGCACUCAUCUGUCUGUCCAACAUGUAUUUGUAUGAACUGAGGAACAUGUGGCAGAUCCUCUUCCAUGUGGCGGUGGGGGCCUUCAUGACCCUGCAGAUCAGACUGAGGCAGCCGCUGGGCAAGGCACCGGACUACAACGUCUGACAAGCACGUCACACAAAAGGACCUUGAGAGUUCCCCACUCACAUCCUAGAAGCAGGGAUGACUCUGGCCUGUCUAAAGGUGAAAGAAAAAUGUGCUGCUCACACACCUUCUGUGCUGGACGGCGAACAUCUCAGUGAGCUCCACUCUGUCUGCACAGCCAGAGUUUUGUCUUUGGUCUAUGCAAUGCUGUGUGUGUGUGUGUGUGUGUGUGUGUGUGUGUGUGUGUGUGUGUGUGUGUGUGUGUGUGUGUGUGUGUGUGUGUGUGUGUGUGUGUGUGUGUGUGUGUGUGUGCGCAUGCAUGCGUGCAUUUCUUUAAGAUCUUUUGAGGCCUCAUGACAAAGAAACACAUUUCAUCAUAAUUGUUCUGUCAAACCUUUACUUACUGGAUGAAGGUUUCCUCUUCGUACCUCUAAGGAUGACCACCUGAGAACAAAAACAUCACUCUGGUUGAACAGCUUCCAACCUGUACACACAUGACCUUUGACCUCAUCUGAAAAGGUCACAGCUCUACAGUCAGGACUCCGUUCUUGUGUUGUUUUUGCAGCUUCAGAUUUGUAAGAUGUGCUGUCGACAGCUUUGUUCUAUUUAUUUACUCGCUGCUUGUUGACAUGUGCUUAGUGAGGCUUCAUACAGAGUGUAUUAUGAUUUUUUUUUUAUUUAGAACUGAUUUAUGUUUGUGAAAUGUGCUCCAAUUUACUCACAGACUGAAUUGGAUUUGUCACAAGUUCUUUGGAUGCAGCAGACAGCGCCUCUGGUUCACAUCCUGCUUACAGGCCCCCACAGGGUCAGCACACCGACAUCUAUUAAACAGCAGGAAAAAUACACCAUCUGCAUCGUCUCAGCCCCUCACUGUACAAAACUUUUGAAUCAGGCAUGGUGCUUUUAAUUUAUUUUGACACUGAUCAUCAUAAGAGUGCUUGAUUAUAAUUAAACACUUGCACGACCUUGUUCGGUUGGUCAUUACCCAAGUUCACGACCACAGGUGAGAAUGUAAAUUAACUGGCAAUACAGAAAUUAGAUUCCUCCGUCCAGUUUCUGGGCUUACACUCAGAGACAGGGUGAGAAGAUCGAAUAUCCAGGGGGACUCGGAGUAGAGCUGCUGCUUCUUUGCUUGGAAAGCAGCCAGCUGAGGUGGUUUGGGUAUCUGGUGAGGAUACCCCUGUUCAUCCCCUUACGGAGGACUUCCAGGCACAUCCAACUGAGAGGAGGCCCUGAGGAAGACUCAGGACACGCUGGAGGGAUUGUAUUUCCCAGCUGGCUUGGGAACACUUUGAAAUCCCCCAGAAAGAGGGCUUGGUUGUGGAUUGGGAAGUGUGGGGUUAUUUAUCUACUUGGUCUACUGCCCACCAGCACGUUGGACAUGGGGCUGAAAAUUAAUGAAUGAAUGAAUAAAUAAUAGAUUUUACUGCUCAGCCAAAAUUCCGUAUUGGGCGGUGGCAGAGUGUGCGUUUUGUCCGCGAGUUAAGGCUGGUGUAUGCUACAGCACUUUCAGUCAGUGGGGCUGUGGUUUAUAGUACACACCCUUACUGGGAGCAACAUGGAACAGGACCUGUGCAUGUGGAUCAAAAUGGCGCCCACAUGCAGUGUUGCUACAGUUUACACCAGCCUUUCAUCUCCAUUAGCUUUGUAUCCGUGAACACGAUUGUUUCUCCUCAUUCUUUGUACACUGCUGCAGCUGUGUCUCUUACAGCAUAUAUUGAUGCCAGGAAUAUAGGGUGUCCCAAAAAAAUAUACAGCAUUUAAAACACUCAGUUUGACCCUUAAAUGCUACAAACUUCAUCACUUAUGUUUCUUUUUUACUUGCAGAGACCCUGAAGUUUAUGUUGAUGCCAAGCAUUGAUGCAUUGAAGGAAAACAUCUGCCGAGAAAUCCGAAACAUUCCUCAGGACACUUUCCCUAAAGCGUUUGCAGGCUGUAAUUGGCCAACGCGGGGCCUACAUUGAACAUGUUGUCUAAGAGACUGACAAAUUGCAGGGCCAGUAUUGACAUUGGUAUGAAAAACUUCAACCUUUCAGCUUUCUAUCCAGCCAUAAAUUUAUUUCCUAGACAUAUGCAUUGACCAUUUUCUUUGCUGAUAAAAUGUUGCAUAUUUUUUUGGGAUACCCGAUAUAUGCUGUAACAGUGUCCAGCCACAGAUUAUUAGUCUGACUGAACCUGACACUUUCAUUUUUUGUAGAUUGGCUUUAUGCAUGUGGCACCUUCUUGAACAGUCUUGGCAAAUAAUGGCAGAUGGUAAACAAUCAGGACAAGCCUUUGUUAUAUUUUGUUCACCAUCAGUUGAAUAAGUGUGCAAUGACUGAUGUAACAUCACCUUAAAAUUCUGUCUCAUGGAAGCAAAAAUGGAAAAACAUGACCGACAUGCAGCUGUGUUCGUGUCCAUCUGGCACUUCCACUACACGUCUGUCAGGGGAUUGCCGCACCAUUUCAGCCUCAUGACUCAUCACGCUCCACCAGUGCUCUGUCCAGCAGCAGGACCACACCUACAUGACCUCAUCAUUUCUACAAUAUGACCCAAUCGAUUGGCUCCAAUGUUCUUUGUCAGCUCAGAGUGUUUGUACUCUCAGUAGUUACAGCUGAGCAUUGUGGGUAUGUUUGUAUGUUAGGUGACACAUGUAGAGAAUGAAUGCAUUUAAAAGCAAAUUUGUUGGAUUUGUUGUACACUGUUGUAACUGGUAAUAUCAUGACAUUUUCCAUUAAAUUAUAACGCACUGUCAUUG
Messenger RNA from Thalassophryne amazonica, 3740 nucleotides. RefSeq names its product SEC22 homolog A, vesicle trafficking protein (gene sec22a). The transcript has 7 exons. Gene Ontology annotation, biological process: endoplasmic reticulum to Golgi vesicle-mediated transport. The coding region runs from base 112 to 1023 and encodes 303 amino acids. NCBI's taxonomy places the organism in Eukaryota, Metazoa, Chordata, Actinopteri, Batrachoidiformes, Batrachoididae. The record is from RefSeq and is a predicted model, not a curated record.